GUAGAGGUUAGUGGUGAUUACCCAUGUUCACUGUGUGCCAGAUCACUUGUAAAAAAACAUGUUUACCCACUGCCAUUCUUAACAGUGACAAUCCAAAUGAUUCAAUACAAAGACUCAAUUAAAACAAAAUUUAUUUCCAUGUAAAAUUAGCAAUAUCAUAUUGAUUUUGUACUUUACGAUCACAGCCAGGUCACUGUAACUAUUAAAUAUUAUAUUUGACUCUUAAUCAGUCAACAUUAUGCUGAAAAGGGAAAAAAUACACCUUGUUAUAUGUACGAUUUUUCCAAUGUGACAUAUCAGUCACAUCAUUAUAUAACAGAAACCAACUUGUUAAAGCGGACCUUCCUGUAAUGAUGAUUCAUUCACAUGUCAUUGGGAUUUGUUGACACAUAUAAUCAGCCCAACUGUAUUUAGUUUGUUACCAUGUGAAGUUGCUGUUGUUUUUUAGGAGUUUAAAUAUACUAUAAAUAUUUAAUACAUUUGGUUAAUAUUUGUAUUUUUUUCUAACAAUACCUUACAUUUGUGGGGAAAAAAACAACCUGUUUUUAACAAUAUGUGUUAUAGCUGCAACCUCUUUUUUUAAUCAUUCACAAAUUCUGAAGAUAAAUUGAUAAUGAAAAUAAUUUUGAGUUACAAUCCUAACAUUUCCUAGUGCUGCUUUGAGCUGACUGAAUGCUAACAACGGCAUGAUAAUAAGUUCACAAUGACUAUGCUAACAUGCUAAUGUUAAGCGGGAAUAAUGUUUGCCACGUUCACCAUCUUACUUAAGUAUAUCAGAAGCUGUUUUAUUAAUAUAAGUAUAAAAGGUCAAAUUGUUUUCAUUAAAUUUUGAUGGCGCUAGAUUGCAAAGGAAACAAUCAUCAAUACCUCGGUAAUUAAAUUUGAAGGGACCGUAUCUGCCUGUGCCAAAUUUCAUCAAAACUCAUCAUAGUCAAAGUAUUGUCAAAAGAUUGGUCACAGAGAAAAUCUGUUCAAAAAAUUUCAGGGAAAUUCCUCAAAUAAUUGUUGAGAUACUUCCCCAUAACCAAAAGUGCAAUCCUCUGGGGACCACGAUCCACCUAAAGGUUUUGGAGAUAAUUCAGUCUGGACGCAAGCAGUAGACCGACCAACUAAUAGAUAUGAUCAAAAAUGAGCGUCAUUGCGGAGACAGUUUAUAGUAGAAUCUAGUUUCAGUUAUUGUUUGCAGAUUGCAACCAACUAUCUCUUUAUUUAUUUAAAAGAUUGUGAGUUGAAUGUAUCAAUUCAACAGGGAGGACGAAAGCCUUUGGCUCAAUAGAUAGCGAGGCUAUGGUUUUGUGUGCACUGUUCCUUUAAAGCACUUUCAGGUUAUCCUUUGCAUUCUUCAAAUAGUUGGUGCAACCCUGAUGAGUCAGCGGCUUGAUAACCUUCAUAGUUUUUUCUCCCCUGAUUCAAAUCAAAGUAGACUGCUGCAUUUUUUUCCGGAGGUUUCUUUGUCAAAGCCAAAUAGGUCGACAACACAGUGCAUACAGGCUUUUUUUCUUCUUUUUCUUCAUUUUGUUUUUUUGCUUCGUCUGAAUUGUCAAGAUGCAUUUGCCAAACAAAGUCAGGGACUGGUGAAAGUGGGAAGAGCACUUUCAUCAAACAGAUGAGGAUCAUCCAUGGCAGUGGAUACAGUGAAGCCGACAGGAGGGGUUUCACCCGGCUUGUGUUUCAGAACAUUGUCACAGCCAUCCAGGCUCUGAUCCACGCCAUGAGGACGUUACAGGUUGACUACAUCGACGCGCACAACACUAGCCGCGCGGAAAAGCUGAGCAAAGUGGAGGCAGCCAUGGUGUCUGCCCUGGAGCCUUGGCAGGUUGAUGCCAUAAGGAACGUGUGGAAUGACCAAAGUGUUCAAAGGUGCUAUGACCGCAGGAGGGAGUUCCAGUUAUCUGACUCGGCCAAAUAUUACCUGAGCGACUUGGACAGAAUCACAGGCCCGUUUUACAUCCCGACCCUGCAGGACAUCUUGAGGGUCAGGGUCCCCACCACAGGCAUCAUAGAGUAUCCCUUUGACCUUUCCAAAGCUAUCUUCAGGAUGGUGGAUGUGGGUGGUCAGCGUUCAGAGCGGAAGAAAUGGAUCCACUGUUUUGAAAAUGUCACAUCCAUCAUUUUCCUGGCGGCCCUCAGCGAGUAUGAUCAAGUGCUCUAUGAAAAUCCCAAUGACAAUCGAUUGAGAGAAAGCCUCGCCUUGUUCAAGACCAUUCUUUCAUACCCUUGGUUCCAAGAGUCCUCCACCAUCCUCUUCCUGAACAAAACAGACCUGCUCGAAGAGAAAAUCUCGCAGUCCCAUUUGGCAACUUACUUCCCAAACUACAAAGGGCGUAGGAAUGAUGCUGCCUCUGCCAAAAAGUUCAUCCUGCAAAUGUACAUGGAGAAUCACAGUGGACAUGAGAAGCCCCUUUACACACACUACACCUGUGCCACGGACACCGAAAACAUCCGUAUCGUCUUCAAAGCCGUCAAAGACACACUCUUCAGAGAUAACCUGAAAAAGUUCAACCUCGAGUGAAAGAGGUCAAGGGACAAAGUGAUUUCUUUCACCCUUAGGAACAAGAAAGUCACAUGUUGUAACAUGUGCUCAUGGACAUUUUCCCUUUGAUGUGCUGUUGGCCCUCAGACAGCACUGUCAGGUAACAUGUUCCUGUCAGUACUGUAAAACACAGACAGUGUGUGUCUGUGCCCUGUUUUUCAACACAGUUCAUCACACAGUUUAAUUUUGGGUAUUUAUAUUUGCAACAGGAGGGAAAUGGACACCUGCAGCGUUGGUUAAUGUUUCUACAGAGGUGUUACAGAUCCCUCCUAUUCUAACGUUAUUCUCUGAGAAUCAGCCAAUGGUAGCAAACCGGUUUGACAGAGUCUGAUUUAUCAAUAAUUGAAGCAAGUCUGCAUUGCUACAUUGGGAGGCGCAAAAAAAAGGAUUGUCUACUGAGAAGUUCAGUGUCUUAAGUUUUAUUUAUACUUCAUAAUAUAGUUUAUGUGUGCAACAACAACCAUGUAGGCUGUGGAAUGAUUCUUCAUUAACUAAUAAAUAUUAAACCAAAUGUUUUUAAACAAACCAAA
Messenger RNA from Pleuronectes platessa (European plaice), 3063 nucleotides. Its product is annotated as guanine nucleotide-binding protein subunit alpha-14. Gene Ontology annotation, biological process: phospholipase C-activating dopamine receptor signaling pathway; adenylate cyclase-modulating G protein-coupled receptor signaling pathway; action potential. The transcript has 7 exons. The record is from RefSeq and is a predicted model, not a curated record. Gene Ontology annotation, molecular function: G protein-coupled receptor binding; GTPase activator activity; guanyl nucleotide binding. The coding region runs from base 1607 to 2512 and encodes 301 amino acids. Gene Ontology annotation, cellular component: heterotrimeric G-protein complex. Lineage: Eukaryota; Metazoa; Chordata; Actinopteri; Pleuronectiformes; Pleuronectidae.